Messenger RNA from Pipistrellus kuhlii (Kuhl's pipistrelle), 2232 nucleotides. It is a transcript of the gene KRT79, whose product is annotated as keratin 79. Gene Ontology annotation, molecular function: structural constituent of skin epidermis. The record is from RefSeq and is a predicted model, not a curated record. Bases 137 to 1744 code for a protein of 535 amino acids. Gene Ontology annotation, biological process: intermediate filament organization; keratinization. The transcript has 9 exons. Gene Ontology annotation, cellular component: keratin filament. NCBI's taxonomy places the organism in Eukaryota, Metazoa, Chordata, Mammalia, Chiroptera, Vespertilionidae.
GGGGCAAUGGGGCAGGAGCAUCUGUGGAGGUGAGGAGCCGGCCCAGCUGGGAAAAGAUAAAAAGCGCAUCAGUGGCCCAGCAGCUCACCACACUCCCUCCCAGCUCUCAGCCUGUGCUCUAGCCCCUCUGACAGCCAUGAGGUCCUCAAUGGCUCGGCGGACGUACACCACCAAAGAGGGCUUCAGCUCCAACUCUGCCAGUGGAGGGGGUGGGCCCAGGGCCCACACCAGCUUCAGCUCUGUCACCAUGUCCCGGAGCAGUGGCAGUGGUGGUGGGGCCCGCUGUGGCCCGAGCACAGGCGGCUUUGGCAGCCGGAGCCUCUAUAACUUGGGGGGCAGCAAGAGCAUCUCCGUCAGUAUGGCUGGAGGGGCCUCCUCAGGGCGGGCCCUAGGCGGCUUUGGCCAUGGCGGUGGGGCCUUCAUGAGCCUGGGGGCUGGAAGGCAGACAUUCGGGCCCGUCUGUCCUCCUGGUGGCAUCCAGGAGGUCACUGUCAACCAGAGCCUGCUGACCCCACUCAACGUGGAGAUUGACCCGGAGAUCCAGCGGGUGCGCACCCAGGAGCGGGAGCAGAUCAAGACCCUCAACAACAAGUUUGCCUCCUUCAUCGACAAGGUGCGAUUCCUGGAGCAGCAGAAUAAGGUGUUGGAGACCAAGUGGGCACUGCUACAGGAGCAGGGCCAGAACAAGGGCAUCACCAGGAACAACCUGGAGCCCCUGUUUGAGACCUACCUGGGCAGCCUGCGCAGGCAACUGGACAACCUCCUGAACGAGCGGGGCAGGCUGGACUUGGAGUUCAGGAACGUGCAGGAUCUCGUCGAGGACUUCAAGAACAAGUAUGAAGAUGAAAUCAACAAGCGCACUGCUGCCGAGAACGAGUUUGUGGUGCUCAAGAAGGAUGUGGAUGCUGCAUACAUGGGCCGGAUGGAUCUACACGGCAAAGUGGGCACCUUGACCGAGGAGCUCGAUUUCCUGAAUACUCUCUAUGAAAUGGAACUGAGCCAAGUGCAGACCAAUGUUUCUGACACCAAUGUCAUCCUCUCCAUGGACAAUAACCGUAAACUUGACCUGGACAGCAUCAUUGCUGAGGUGAAGGCCCAGUAUGAGCUGAUUGCCCAGAGGAGCAGGGCUGAGGCUGAGGCCUGGUACCAGACCCAGUAUGAGGAGUUGCAGGUGACGGCUGGGAAGCAUGGGGACAAUCUGCGGGACACCAAGAAUGAAAUUGCUGAACUCACCCGCACUGUCCAGAGGCUGCAGAGUGAGGCAGAUGCAGCCAAGAAGCAGUGCCAGCAACUGCAGACUGCCAUCGCAGACGCAGAGCAGCGUGGGGGUUUGGCAUUAAAGGAUGCUCAGAAGAAGCUUGGGGACCUGGAUUCGGCUCUGCAUCAGGCCAAGGAAGACCUGGCUCGGCUGCUGCGUGACUACCAGGCCCUCAUGAACGUCAAGCUUGCCCUGGACGUGGAGAUCGCCACCUACCGCAAGCUGCUGGAGAGCGAGGAGAGCAGGAUGUCUGGAGAAUGUCCCAGUGCUGUCAGCAUUUCGAUGACUGGCAACUCUACCACUGUGUGCGGAGGUGGUGCAGCCGGCUUUGGGGGUGGCAUCUCUCUGGGCGGGAGUGGAGGUGCCAGCAAGGGUGGUUUCAGCACCAAUAUAGGCUACGGCACCGUCAAGGGAGGUCCCGUUUCUGGGGGCACCUCCAUCCUGAGGAAGACCACCACAGUCAAGACAUCCAGCCGGAGGUAUUAGCUGCUGAACCUUGCAAGCUGGGCCCUGUAGUCUUUUCCCCACACCACUUACCUACCUCUGCUCUCCCCACCUGCCUCCUUAGGAACAGCCCAAAGACCACAGAUUCAGUGUAUUUGCAUGUCACACUAUGCAUGUGAUCUGCAUUUUGGGAAGGGCUCAACUCUACCCAGGUUUCUCCUUUGUUCUGGAUGGGAUAGAAGGCGAGGUUAAGGCCACCAGCUUGAGUGAUGUUUUUGGGUGAUUUGGGGUUACCAUUUGACCACUGAGAGGAGACUGAAUUUCCCAGGCCAUCUUGAUUUUCACACCUCUGAACAUCUGGUCUGAGCUUAGGAAAGGCUAGGGGAGGAGGAAGGGAAGCCAGGAGUGGUCCCCAAAUACCCUUCAACCUCCCCAGUCUCCCACCAAACCCACUCACUCCAUGAAUCUACCCACAGCCCCCUUCACUGUCUGUGCCUGUGAUGUAUCUCAAUAAAUGGCAACUUCAGCUA